UUGUGUGACAGUAUUUUGAUUUGGACUUGGCUGGCUGAGACGCGAAGCGAGCGGAGGAGGGACGGGAGCGACUGGGAAGCCGGAGCGGUUCCAGGCGAGGUCGGGAGAGGCGGUGACGGCGGCGCCUGGAAGACCCUCCCCUCCCCGCCAGCCAUCCCGCCUUCCCCCGCCGCCCCUUCCGCGCUGCCCGCCACAGCAGCAGCAGCAGCAGCCCCGGCACGGACACCCCCCCUUGCUCCCUCCCCCCGGUGGCGGCGGGAGGCAGCGACGGCUCCGGAGUGGCUCGGAGGGGUCGCCUGUCUGGCUGGAGGCGGCGGUGGCGGCGAGUGCCGCUGCUGCGGGGGACGGAGGAGGAGCCCGCGCGGAGGAAGGUUUCCUUUUGGGCGUCGGAUCUGCUUGUCUCUCUGCUUUUCCCCGAAGAAGAAGAGGAGGUCCCGUUCUUGACUCCUAACUGUCCCAAUUUAAUGGAUGUAGGAGAUUUUGGACUGAUUGUAUGUAUACGUUUAGCUUUAUGUUGACCAUGAGUCUUGUGAUGAUAAGUGAGAAUGUGAAGCUAGCACGUGAAUAUGCGUUGCUUGGGAAUUAUGAUUCUGCUAUGGUUUACUAUCAGGGAGUACUUGACCAAAUGAGCAAAUAUCUCUCUUCUGUCAAGGAUACGUAUCUUCAGCAGAAAUGGCAACAGGUUAGGCAGGAGAUAAGUAUAGAAGCUAAGCAUGUGAAGGAUAUCAUGAAGACACUAGAGAGUUUUAAAUUAGACAGCACUCCUUUAAAAGCAGCACAUCAGGAAUUACCAGCUCAUGAUGGAGAAGUUUGGUCGUUGCCUGUACCUGCAGAACGUAGAUCUUCACCAGGGCCUCGGAAACGUCAGUCAGCUCAGUGCAGUGAUUGCAGAAACCAAAAUAACCGAGCCGGAGCAGCUGCUAGAGUCCUUCAUCGGCCUUCUUCCCGAAAUACUAAUGAGAAAGGCAAAGUUGUUCGUGGUCGGGAAAAGAAAGAUCCAUUAAAUAAAGGAAAAGAGGAAAAAAAUAAGUCCUCAACUGAUAUUUCAGAACCUGAGCCAAAGAAAUUUGAUGGCACUGGAUAUGAUAAAGACUUAGUAGAAGCUCUAGAAAGAGAUAUCAUUUCCCAAAAUCCCAAUGUUCGAUGGGAUGAUAUAGCUGAUUUAGUGGAUGCUAAAAAAUUACUCAAGGAGGCAGUAGUUUUACCCAUGUGGAUGCCAGAAUUUUUUAAAGGAAUCAGAAGGCCCUGGAAGGGUGUAUUGAUGGUUGGUCCUCCUGGCACUGGGAAAACGCUGCUUGCAAAAGCCGUAGCCACUGAAUGCAAAACUACCUUUUUCAACGUAUCAUCAUCAACACUCACUUCAAAAUACAGAGGAGAAUCUGAAAAGCUUGUUCGCCUGUUAUUUGAAAUGGCUCGGUUCUAUGCACCAACAACAAUAUUUAUCGAUGAAAUUGACUCCAUUUGUAGCCGUCGAGGAACUUCAGAGGAACAUGAAGCCAGCCGAAGGGUGAAGGCAGAAUUACUUGUUCAGAUGGAUGGAGUGGGAGGUGCUUCUGAAAAUGAUGAUCCUUCCAAAAUGGUGAUGGUACUUGCUGCUACUAAUUUUCCAUGGGAUAUUGAUGAAGCAUUACGACGUCGCCUGGAAAAAAGAAUUUAUAUUCCUUUGCCAUCAGCCAAAGGCAGAGAGGAGCUACUCAGAAUAAAUCUACAGGAGUUGGAACUUGCUGAUGAUGUUGACCUUGUCACUAUUGCACAGAAUAUGGAAGGUUAUUCUGGAGCUGACAUUACCAAUGUGUGCAGAGAUGCUUCACUGAUGGCUAUGAGAAGGCGUAUUGAAGGCUUGACACCAGAAGAAAUCAGAAAUCUUUCCAGGGAUGAAAUGCACAUGCCAACAACAAUGGAAGAUUUUGAAAUGGCCUUAAAAAAAGUUUCAAAAUCAGUCUCUGCUGCGGACAUUGAGAAAUACGAGAAAUGGAUUUUUGAAUUUGGAUCAUGUUAAGCCUUUCUACCUUGAGAAAUCUGCCUUAAGUAUUCAAAGAGUUCCAAAAGUAAUGAAAAAGUAGUACUCCUGGGUGCUCAGUGCUAUUUUUUAACUUUUUGUAACAACCAUAUAUAAUAAAGUUAGUUUUUUAAA
Ahaetulla prasina is the source of this 2134-nucleotide messenger RNA. RefSeq names its product katanin catalytic subunit A1 (gene KATNA1). The transcript has 12 exons. Gene Ontology annotation, molecular function: microtubule severing ATPase activity; ATP binding; microtubule binding. NCBI's taxonomy places the organism in Eukaryota, Metazoa, Chordata, Lepidosauria, Squamata, Colubridae. Gene Ontology annotation, biological process: microtubule severing. Gene Ontology annotation, cellular component: microtubule cytoskeleton. The record is from RefSeq and is a predicted model, not a curated record. Bases 494 to 1999 code for a protein of 501 amino acids.